Pteronotus mesoamericanus is the source of this 5011-nucleotide messenger RNA. It is a transcript of the gene CCDC141, whose product is annotated as coiled-coil domain containing 141. Lineage: Eukaryota; Metazoa; Chordata; Mammalia; Chiroptera; Mormoopidae. The record is from RefSeq and is a predicted model, not a curated record. Bases 186 to 4766 code for a protein of 1526 amino acids. The transcript is spliced from 24 exons.
GAUAAACUCAAUGGGGUUGUCUAUUUUUAACCUCCUGUUCUUUCCUUCUGGCAGAGUAAUCAGUGCGAGCUGAGCUCUUCCCCUGAAUGAAUCCAAGUAACCCCCGUGGGUGCCUUCUGAAAUGACCAGCAGAUGCACAUCUGUACAAAGGCUGACCAAAGCAUAAACUCUGGUUCUAAAGUACCAUGUCCAGCCAAGGAAGUCCUGGAGUGGAGUUUUCUACGACAACAGUCAGUUCAGUAGCUGUGCAAGCUGGGGACUCUAAAAUCGUUAUAGCUGUCAUAAAGUGUGGCAAAUGGAUACAACUUCAGCUGGCUGAAUCACAGCCCAAUAUUUUAGAAAUUGGUAGCAAUCAAGAUGAAACCCAAAAACUUCUUCAUGAUCAUGAACUUCUUCUGGCCAAGCUUAAGGCUUUGGAAGAUCAGGUAUGGGAACUCCUGCGGGAAGCGGACAAGACAGCCGAAGAGAACAAGGAUCAGAGUCGGGUGUAUGACGCCAUGGCCACUACCCUGGGUGAAGCCUGGGCAGCCCUGGUCUCCAUGCUGGAAGGAAGAAGGGAGCUCCUCAGGUUGACCUCUGAAUUUUUUGAAAGUGCCUUGGAGUUUGCUAUUAAAAUAGAUCAAGCAGAAGAUUUCCUCCAGAACACUCAGGAGUUUGAGAGCACUGAGUCCUUAAAAUCACUUCUUCAGCUUCAUGAACGUCAUACUAAAGAACUCUUAGAACACUCUCUAGCCCUUCUAAACAAAAGUCAACAACUCACUGACUUCAUAGAAAACUUCAAGUGUGAUGGACCUAAUGUAAAUCCUGAGCUGAUGCAGGGGGCUCGUAGUAGCUGCCUGAAGAUUGACAGUCUUCUUGAACUUCUACAAGACAGGAGACGGCAACUAGACAAGUACCUGAAGCAACAACGGCAGGAAUUGAGUCAGGUUCUGCAGAUAUGUCAGUGGGACCAACAAGAAAAUCAGGUUACUUGUUGGUUCCAGAAAACCAUAAGAGAUUUACGGGAACAAAGUCUGGGUUCAUCACUUUCAGACAAUGAGGAGCUGAUCCGUAAGCACGAGGAACUGAAAAUAAAAGCAAAGGAAUGGAACUCCGCUGUUGAGAAGCUGAAGCGUGAGGCGCUUGAGGUCCUGCUAUCCAAGGACUAUGUGGAGAAAGAACAUCUACAGCUCUGCCACCAGAAACUGAAUCGGCUGCAAGAAGAAUUUGGCCAGCUCAUCGUGGAAAGGAAAAGCUGGUUAAAAAAGGCAAAUGACUUUUUUAACAGCGCCAACAAGGCAUUUGAUGUACUUGGAAGAGUUGAAGCUUACCUUAAGCUCCUUAAAUCAGAGGGUUUAAGUCUGCCUGUCUUGGCAGCGAGACAUGAGGAAUUAUACAGAGAAAUUAAAGACUGUGCAGCUGAUGCUUUGCAAAAGGGACAAGCCUUAAUCAGCCAAGUAGACUCCUGCAGCUCUCAGGUGACUGGCGUCCAUGAGAUGAUGGGAUGUAUUCAGAGACGAGUGGAUCACCUGACUGAACAGUGUUCGGCGCACAAGGAAUUUGCUCUUAAGAAACAACAAUUCACAGCCUCAGUGGAGGGCUAUCUAAGAAAGGUGGAAAUGUCAAUUCAGGAAAUCAGUCCAGUACUUUCCAAUGCAAUGGAUGUUGGUUCCAGCCUUUCUGAGUCAGAGAAGAUUUUGAGUAAAUAUCUGGAACUAGAUAUCCAAGCUAAGGAAAUAUCACAUGAAUUAGAAGCAGCUGCAAAACUUAUGACAGAGAAAAAUGAAUUUGAACCUGAUGAAGUGCCAUCGUUUUCUUUUAAAGCUAAAUGGCUAGAGGAAGAGUUAAACAUACUCAGCCAAAGCAUCAGCUCCAGGUCACAAGUCUUGCAAACCUAUGUGGCAUUUCUAAAGUCAUCAGAGGAGGUAGAUGAGCAGUGCCAGCGCCUGAAGGAGUUCUACCGAACUACAGACCCACGGCGGGAAGAGGACACCGCAGAAGCCAAGCAUCGGUCUGACUCAGCUGAGAGGCAGUGGAAGCUCUUUCUGAAGAGGAGUUUUUUACUGCAAGACCUAGGACUUGAGUUCCUUAAUUUAAUGAAUAUGGCAAAAGAGAAUGAAAUAUUAAAUGUGAAAAAUAAAGCACACAUUAUGGAGAACACCAUGGAAAGCCAGCAGGCAGAAAGAGAAGAACUUGGCCGCCUUCGGAUGGCAUGGCAGCUUAAAGCCACCGCAAGCAAGCCUGUGAAACAACAGUGGGCAGCGUUCAAAGAGCAACUUAGAAAGACUGCUCACAACUUAAAACUCCUUCAGGAAGCACUGAUGCCUGUGUCUGCGCUUGACCUUGGAGGGAGCCUCCAGACCAUUUUAGGUCUCAGGAAGAAAUGGAAUGCCAUGAAGCCUCAGUUCCAGCAACUGAAUGAUGAGGUUCAAUACAUCAUAAAAGAAUCAGAAGCAUUAAAUGGCAAAGGAGCCCCUGUGAAAGAGAAGUCUCAACAGCUCAAGGACCUCAUUCACCUUCAUCGAAAACAGCAAGAGAGAAUCCAAGACUAUGAGGACAUCCUGUACAAGGUAGUCCAGUUCCACCAAGUCAAGGAAGAGCUGGAACAUCUCAUCAAAUCAAGGGAAUUGGAGCUUCUGGAACAGCUGAUGGACCUGGAUAAUGCUCAGGAGGCCCAGAUUCAGCUCAGUCGCUCUCAGGAAAAGCAGGCGCACGUAGACCAUCUCUGCAAACUGGCCCUUUGCCUGGGAGUGGACAUCAUCUCAUCAGUGCAGCGGCCUAACUGCUCAAACGUAUCUGCAAAGAACCUACAGCAGCAGCUGGACGUCCUCGAGCGGGAGAGAGUGACCUGGCGUGCCAAAGCCGAGGAGCACGAGCAGGUUCUUGCCCGCAGCAUGCAGUGCCGCGCCACGAGGGACGAGAUAAAUGAGCUCAGAGAGUCAUUCAAAGAUAUCAAAAAGAAAUUUAACAAUUUGAAGUUUAAUUACUCUAAGAAAAAUGAAAAAGCCAAGAAUCUGAAGGCUCUGAAAUACCAAAUUCAACAAGUCGAUAUGCAUGCUGAAAAAAUACAGGCUUUGAAAAGGAAAAUGGAAAAAGUUGCGAAUAAGACUUCUGAUUCUUCCUUAAAUUAUGCAAAUAAUAAAGUCACUGUCCUUUUGGAGGCCAUGAAGGAUUUGCAAAAACACGUGGAUGAGUUUGACAAAGUUGUAACAGAUUACAAGAAGAAUCUGGACCUGACUGAGCAUCUCCAGGAGAUGAUCGAAGAGUGUCAUUUUUGGUGUGAAGAUGCAAGUGCCACAGUUGUAAGAGUUGGAAAAUAUUCCACAGAGUGCCAGACAAAAGAAGCUGUGGAAAUUCUCCACCAGCAGUUCAAUAAGUUCAUCACGCCUUCAGUGCCUCAGCAAGAAGAAAGGAUUCGGGAGAUCAGUGACCUCGCUCAGCGGUUAUAUGGCUUUGAAGAAGGGCAGAAAUAUGUUGAAAAAAUAGUGGCAAAACACAAAGAAGUUCUUGAAUCUAUUACUGAAUUAUGUUGUUCUCUCACAGAGCUCGAAGAAAAGCUGAAGCAGGGAGACGUUUUAAAGAGGAAUCUGAAUUCAGAAGACUUCCAUGAUGAUUGCAUCGACCUAUUGAAAGAACCAGUAAGGAAUAAGCGGACAAUAUUCAAUGAAGAAUUGAAUAAGGAGCAGGUGCAGGUAACGGAUAUUUUGGCCAUCAACGGAGCAGGAGAGGGCCUGCAGCAGCUCUCCUCUGGCAAAGGGGGCGGUGCCCGAGGCCCGCUCCUGCCUGCGGACAUGCUUUCAGGAGAAGAACACGAGUGUGUCUCACCCGAUGACAUCUCCUUGCCUCCACUCCCCGGGAGCCCCGAUUCCCCCCUUGCCCCGUCUGACAUGGAGGUAGAGGAACAUGCCAGCCCCUCCCUCAGCCUUCACAUAAGCAGCCACAGGAUGCAGACUGGGGCCAGCGGUCCAGGGGAGGCCCCGGAAUCUGGCCUCCCACCACCUGCUGCUUUUGCUGAUACUUGCGAUGAUAAGAGAGAAACAUUUUCAAGUGAUUUCGAGAAGCCUCACCCCCACUACAAAGCUGAGCCCCCAUUGACCUCCAGAGGACUUCUGGAAAAGAGUACAGCCAUCAGCAAAAUCAGUGCUAAACACCCUGAGAGCAUGCCGAGUGAACUGCAUGAGAGAGCUUUACAACAACACCUGCAGGCUCAGGAAAGUUUGCUAGAAACACGGGAGAAAAUGCAUGCUGAUAAUAAUGUCACUAAAACCCGAGACAGGCUGCAUGCUUCCCAGGAUGCUUUCUCGGGCCUGGGGUUUCAAUUAGACCCCAGCCGGGCCUAUCAGAGGCAAAUGGUUCCCCGAGAAGAGGUUAAAAGUACGUCAGCAAAGAACAGCGUGGUCAGCCUAGCUGGCCAGGCACCUAAUUUCUCCAGGCUCCUGUCUAAUGUAACUGUCAUGGAAGGUUCUCCAGUGACUUUGGAAGUCGAAGUAACAGGAUUUCCAGAGCCUACACUGACAUGGUACAAGAAGGGCCAGAAAUUGUCUGCAGAUGGACACUUACAGGUUUCACACAAGGAGACAAGACAUUCGGUGUUCAUUCCGAAGGUAUGCGGGGCAGACGCAGGCCUCUAUGUGGCUCGGGCCCAAAACUCUAGUGGCAAUCUCUCUUCCAAUGUCAUCCUCCAUGUGACAGGUAACCGCAGGCCACCAAUCACAAGAAUAAACUGGAUAACACUGUGUGUCAUCUAUGUCAGUGUAUCGCUAAUGUACUGGCUGCUCCUGCGGUAACUGGGCUUCACCCCCACGGAUGUGACUCUCACAAGCCUAAAGGACAAUAAAGUUGUUCAUUUUCCUGCAUCUCCCACAAAGCAUCCCCUACCAAGAGCCCCUCCAUUCUGACCCUAUUUCUUGUUUGGCUAAUACCACUGUUUGGUGAAAUAAUCCAGUUUUCUUCAGUGCUUUAAUCUAUUAAAGGACUGAAGGAGGAGACUGGUAAACUAUCUGCCGUGGAUAAGCAUACAUUUUUUUUUUGU